Fopius arisanus is the source of this 8297-nucleotide messenger RNA. It is a transcript of the gene cut, whose product is annotated as homeobox protein, cut. Lineage: Eukaryota; Metazoa; Arthropoda; Insecta; Hymenoptera; Braconidae. The record is from RefSeq and is a predicted model, not a curated record. Gene Ontology annotation, molecular function: DNA-binding transcription factor activity, RNA polymerase II-specific; RNA polymerase II transcription regulatory region sequence-specific DNA binding. Gene Ontology annotation, cellular component: nucleus. Gene Ontology annotation, biological process: regulation of transcription by RNA polymerase II.
UACACGUUUCACUCGUUCCGUCGCCACACGCACGUUCCUUUCCAAUUGAGUUGUUACUGUGCGCGUGUACAAACUGUUUAAUAACAAACUCAUUAUUUGUUAUUAUUUUUCAAACCGUUGAUCGAUUAUGCGAAAUUGAUCACUGAUUUUUGAGGUGUUUUGGGUGUUGGGAAAUUUCUCAUUGGAGAUUCGUUGAAGCAAUUGUUGUUUUCGAAAUUUUCUUUUUUUUUGUUUUUUUUUUCUUUCUUAGGAUUGAAGAGUGGAAUUGGAUCGUUCGAGUUUUUGUCUCUCGACGCCUCGGAAAGAUAAUGAACACUUGAUUGGGAGUUGUGCGUGGAGGGAUAAGUGUUGUUUGACAAUGGGCUUUCAAUGGGAGUUUUUGAGAUGCGAAUGAAGAAGAAGAGCAGUGGGAAUCAGUUUCAGGUUAGGAGCCUGCUUGGACGGUCUUGGGCUUUAGCUUGAGGCACCCGUUAACACACACCGGAGUAUUUAUUGUUAAAACGCGGCAACUGUGUGGUGUCAGGGGGCUUUAAUCAUCAUCGUGUAUAUACUAAUAACAAGACAGUUUUAUUAAGAAAAAAAAAUUCAACAGACCUGUUUGUGAUUGGCCACUGGAUAUUAAUGAUCAAUGAUCAUUCAGUGUAAUAUAUCAUUAUAUUGGAGUACUCAGUUCUUCUUUAUUUUGAUUUUUUCGAGAAAAGUUUUGAGUGAUCUGGACUGACUCGAGUGGUGCGUCGGAAAACUCAUUGUCAUCGAGAGUGAAGUAAUAUCUGUAAUUUGGCUUUUGUCAGUCAAUCAUCAAGGAUUAUAACCCGUGGGAGUUUUCACCGUUUUUUUUUACACGUGCCUGACAGACCACUGCCACCUCUCGAAGAGAAGUGACGGACGUUGAGAAAAAUAAAGCAUAAGAAAAUUGACUAGUGAUCAUUGGAAACGUGACAAGUGUUGUUUUCAUUUGAAAGUUCUGUUAUGUUGCAAAUUUUUUAUUCAACACACCGGCAAGAAACUGAGUUUUAACGAUCCGCGGUGAAUUGUGAUUAUUUCAUGAGUACAUCCGAGUUAUUGACAAGUGAUUGAGUACUGUGAACACUGGGGGCGUAUUGUUUAUGGACAUUAAUCAAAGUGUGGAUAUUAUAAUGAACGUUGAGAUGAGCAGUUGAUGAAGAAGAGGAAUAUUGUGAACGAUUUGGAUCAAGGCAAUGAUACGUUACAGAACGAGAUGUCGUCUGUAUUCAGUGAAAAUAGAAAAUGAACAGUGACAAUUAGUGCAGGGAAGAGAUAUUUCACAUUUUUUUCAUUGAGGAAAAAUAGAAAUAGAUGUGGAAUAAUGUACGCUGUAUUACUGAGUACGUAUACAGUUGGUGAUAAUUUGGAGUGAUUUGAAUAAUAUUAUCCGGCGUCGUGUCUCCGUAUAAAGAUAAAAGUGAGGGUGAGGUGGUGGAGAACGACGACCGGAGGUGGAUUUUUUUUAAACCAUCCAAGAACAUCGAAGCCGUCAAAGUGGCUUCGUCACUGGGUCUCCAGGGGCCAUCAGCGCCAAUUGGUGCCCAAUUGUUGGCUUCUGGUGGUACUGAUGAUGCAGCUACCGCUACAACCGUUUACCACGCCAAUCUGGUAACCGGUAGUAAUACAUCGGUGACAGCGGCACUACAGCAGCCAAUACUUAAUUCAUUGAACUCAGCAGCGGCUCUUGCAACUAUGCAAGCCUCUGCAGAGACUAAUUCACUUGAUCUGCAAGCCAUGCAGUCCAUGGAUUGGUUGUUUAAGAAGGAGAGGAUCUAUCUUCUCGUACAGUUCUGGCAACAGAGAGCAACGCUGGCUGAGAACGAGGUGACCACGUUGAAGGAGCAGCUUGCUGCACUGACUGAUGGUAAUUCUAAGACUGAGGGACAACAGCAGAAGUCCCAAAAUGCACAGAGCACAGAUACAAGUCAUGAUCAAAGUAAUCCAAGGAGAACUCCCAACAGUAACUUGGAGCAGGAGCUUCAAGCCAAAGAUAAAGAGAUUAAUCAACUGGUCGAGGAGGUAUCGAGGUUACAGCAGAGUCUUCAACGGCUCCAGGAGACCAGUGCACAGGCAACGGCGAGACUCGAGGAGGAACUUGAUAGCAGAAGACAGCAUAUAGUGAGAUUGGAGAGCAAGUUGGAGAGACAACGGGACUAUGAUGAGCUUAAGAGGGAAAUAAGUGUAUUGAGAUCGGUGGAUUUAUCGCAAAUACCCACUGGUGAGCCUGGUAAGAGCCUUGAGCAUCUGUUGAUGGAAAGAACGAAGGCUCUACAGCAGGCUGAGACCUUGAAGCCACCUAGCACACCUGAUGCACUUGGUGGACUAGCCUCACCACUGCAGCGCGCUGCAACCGCCUCGCCCCAUGGCAGUGGCGGUGGUGUUGGCAGCGGGAGUACACCCGUUACCCUCGUGUCCACCCAACAGGUGCUCCCAACGCGCUCCACCCCAACACCCUCAUCGGCCACAUCAACGGCCGCCUCGGGUCUCCUAUUCCCGCCUCCUCUUCAAAAUGUCGAAACAUUUGGCUCAUUCCUUGGUGAAGAGAUAGUUGCCAACUGGAGGCGGUCCCUGGAGAGAUCAAUAAUGAGCCAACAGCAGCAGCAGCAGCAGCAACAGCAACAACAACAACAACAGCAACAGCAACAAACAUCACAAUCGUCAAUCGUCCAAUCACAACAAACCCAAUUGCCCCAACUGUCCCAGCAGAAUACCCAAUCACCGGUACAAACUGGACAGCAACACACGUCGCUGUAUCCAUCAACAACACCAAACCUAAAUCACCUUCCAUCACCAACAGAUCCAGCAUCAUCGUCGAAUAAUGGUCUGAGUGGAGCAGUGAAAUCGAGUACACCACUUGGUAGCCUGGAGAACAUCACUGAGAAAGCACCAACGCCGAUACCUGGCCACGAGACACCAGCACCACCAAGACCCUCGUCAACGGCUGCGCUGACAUCACCAUCAGCUAGUCUUCAGCCACCAGCUAGCUUGAUCGAAGCUGCCAUGAAUGGUGCAAGCAUGCCUGGACCCAUACCACCAAAGAGCCCACACGAAGAGUCAUGUCACAAUAACAACAAUAGUCAUCAUCUUGCUAACAAUAAUAACAACAGCAUCGGUAGUCUGAGUGUUUUGGACAGUCUCAAGAGUCCAUUUCGCUUCGACGACAGAACCCAUCCGUUCCGAUUUUGCGAUGAAUUUGGGGCUGCAGGAAUGGCUGGCAGACUCGGUGAAUCACUCAUACCCAAGGGCGAUCCCAUGGAAGCACGUCUACAAGAUAUGCUACGCUACAAUAUGGAUAAAUAUGCAUCACAGAAUCUUGAUACACUUCACAUAGCAAGACGUGUUAGAGAACUACUGUCUAUCCACAACAUUGGACAACGUCUGUUUGCUAAAUACGUUCUUGGACUCAGUCAGGGAACUGUCAGUGAACUAUUGAGUAAACCAAAACCAUGGGACAAACUAACUGAGAAGGGACGUGACAGCUACAGAAAGAUGCACGGAUGGGCCUGCGACGAGAAUGCCGUAUUACUGCUCAAAUCUCUCAUACCGAAGAAAGAGUAUGUUUCAGGCAAGGAGCAGGGUAUGCCAACGUUCGGCCGCCCACAGGAGGGCGGACCACCUGACAUGAACGACGAGAGAAUUGCCCACAUGCUCUCGGAAUCUGGACACCUGCAGAUGAGUCGUGCCAGUGAACACGACACAUCCAACGACGCUGACAGUAAGAGUCCGAGCAGACUGGGAUGUCCGAGCCCAUUCGGCAAAGACAGGUACGACAGUCAGAACAGGAGGUUGAAGAAGUACGAGAACGAUGACAUUCCCCAGGAGAAGGUUGUUAGAAUUUACCACGAGGAGCUUGCCAAAUUGAUGGGAAGGAGAACCGAUGAUUUGCGCGGACCAAGAGAUUUUCCUCCAAGCGCGAUGUUUCCCCAUUUUUUCAGUGGAGCCCAGGGUAUCCAGGGAAUGGAGCGCACCCAGGAAGAGAUCAGACUGACUCUGGACGCCUACCACAGAGAAUUCCAAAAGUUGAAUUCAGCAUCAGGUGGAAAUGCGGCAUUAGCGAGCCUCUCGGGUCUACCAAGUCUACCAAGCCUGAUAGCCCUUCACCAGCAGGCCCUCCACCAAAAUCAUCUAGCAGCCAAUGGGACUGGUGUUGGUGUGCAGGAUCUCAGUCUGGGGAAAGUCGAUCCACGUAGUAAAAUAAUGAAUGGGGUUUCCGAGGAGGAUAAAGAGAAAAUGGAAGAGGCAAUGAGACACGCUGGCAGUGCAUUUUCCCUCGUAAGGCCAAAACAAGAGCCAACGGGUGCACAAUCUACCCCAGGUGGAUCCAGUGCUAGUUCACCACUUGGUAAUUCAAUAUUACCACCUGCCAUGACACCUAACGAGGAAUUUUCUGGUGCUGCUGCAGCAAGUCCACUACAGAGAAUGGCAUCAAUCACAAAUAGUUUGAUUAGCCAACCGUCCACACCGACCCACCACUCAGCAAAUCAACGACCCCUCAAAGCCGUUCUACCGCCAAUAACUCAACAACAAUUUGAUCUUUAUAAUAAUCUCAACACUGAAGAUAUUGUAAAGAGGGUAAAGGAACAACUGUCACAGUAUUCAAUCUCUCAGAGGCUCUUUGGCGAGUCGGUUCUUGGGCUCUCACAGGGCUCAGUAUCUGAUCUCCUAGCUCGUCCCAAACCCUGGCACAUGCUCACCCAGAAGGGGCGAGAACCAUUUAUCAGGAUGAAGAUGUUCCUCGAGGAUGAACAGGCUGUGCACAAACUCGUUGCUAGCCAAUAUAAAAUUGCUCCAGAGAAGCUCAUGAGGACCGGCGGCUACGGCGGCCUGCCUCCUUGUGGGACUCCAAUGAAGCCAAUGCCUCCCACAAAACUCGUCCAGGAGCAGCUUCAGAAUGCCGCAAAGGCCCAAGCCGCGGCACAAGCGGCAGCGGCAGCAGCUGCGCAGCAUCAAGAGCACCAAAUGCAAUUGGGCCCACCAUCAGGUCCACAGCAUGGCACUCAUCCUGCUCCACCGGCUCCAAUGAUGCUGACCCCACCGGGACCACAUCAUGGAACAACUCACGGUGGUCAACUAUCCAUCCAAGAGCUCCAGAAAAAGCAGCACCAACAGCAGCAGCAAAUGGGUCUCCACUCACCUCACCAAAUGACACCCUCACCCUUGCGCAUUCUCCACUCUCAUGUUUCCCCAAGUGUCUAUGAGCUAGCGGCAUUGACGCAGGAUCUGGACACACAGACAAUCACAACGAAAAUCAAGGAAGCCUUAUUAGCGAAUAAUAUUGGCCAAAAGAUAUUCGGUGAAGCUGUUCUGGGUCUUUCCCAGGGUUCAGUGAGCGAACUCCUGAGUAAACCAAAGCCUUGGCACAUGUUGAGUAUCAAAGGUAGAGAACCCUUCAUUAGAAUGCAACUAUGGCUUACAGACGCUCACAAUAUCGACAGGCUUCAAGCCCUGAAGAACGAGAGGCGUGAGGCGAAUAAAAGACGUCGUAGCAGUGGUCCAGGUCAUGACAACAGUUCAGAUACAUCGAGCAAUGACACUGCGGACUUCUACCACGCGUCAGGCUCUCCCGGGCCGGGUCCUCCCUCCGCCAAAAAGCAGAGGGUCCUUUUCUCUGAAGAACAGAAAGAAGCAUUGAGACUGGCAUUUGCCCUAGAUCCCUAUCCAAAUGUAGCGACCAUUGAAUUUCUCGCUGGUGAACUUGCGUUAUCAUCAAGAACAAUAACCAAUUGGUUCCACAAUCAUCGAAUGAGGCUAAAACAACAAACACCUCAUGGACAGCCAGAGCCACAAUCACCUAGAGAACCUGCACAGCCGUUUGAUCCAGUACAAUUUAGACUGCUGUUGAACCAAAGACUGCUUGAGAUACAGAAGGAGAGAUUGGGACUGGGUAAUGUACCAAUUCCGUACUCACCGUACUUCAAUCCAAAUCUCGCGACGUUGAUGAGUAAUGCUCUGAAGGAGCAGUGCUCAGGGCUCGAUCUCUCGAUGGGAUCGUUGAAGAGAGAGCCUAAUCCGGAGUUUGAGGAUGACGAUGGGGAUGAUGCGAUGAGUAAUCUUGGGAGUGAGGAUUCUGAUGGCUCGGCAUCGAGUAUAAAACGUGAGCCCAAUGAUCACAAUCAAACUCAGCCAACUGCUGCUACCUCGGUGAGAUCCAAUAGGAGAAAACCAGCUGCACCACAGUGGGUGAAUCCAGAGUGGCAAGAGCCAGCAAGAACCGGUGAUGAAGUUAUUAUUAACGGUGUUUGUGUUAUGCAGACUGAUGAUUACGGUGUUAAGAGGGAGACUGAAGAGACGAUAAGAGUUGAACCAACACCAGUCCAGGACAGAUACGAUGAUGAUGGACAGAGUGAUGUUUCAUCGGUAUCCGGGAAUAAUGGGCAGGAUCGUGAUAGUCCGAUGCCAAGUCCAAAAUCAGCUCAAAAUAGUCCAAUUACCUCACCAAGACCACCGUCGCAACAAAAUCCACAGGAUAAUGGGGAGAGUCCAAAGGAAAUUGUUAAACACGAACCUGAAGAAACGUGGGAUUACUAAACGAGUAUUUUUCUCUUCUUUUCGUUGACACAUUGUUUUAUUAUUUUCGAUUUCUCGAGUAAUCGUUUUUCGUAAUUCAAUGCAAGUGGUUCGUCUGGCCAAACUGACGUUGUUCUGCUUAAAUGAAGUAAACAUAAAGUGAUCUUAAAGAGAAAAUUUAUCUAGGACAGAUGACAGAAUGGUGGAGAAUGUUAGUUAUUUAACGUAAGUUAUAGAUACAAGUGUAGAUUUUUAGGUUUCUAGGGAGACUAAGCCAAGCGAUAGGAUUCGAUAACUUCAAUAGUAUAAAUACCGAGUCCUGCCUAUCAAAUUGGGCAUUAUAUCGAAGUUUAACGAAAAUGUGUGGUGAACGACUGAAUCACGAAUAAACGGUGUAUCAUUUAUUUGUUUAUUUCAUUUUAUUCUUUUCGUUUGUGGAUUCGUUUCCAUUUUUAUGAGGAAAUGACGACUGCAACUUUGAUAAUGUUUUAGAAAUGGGAGUAAAAUCAAAAGGUCUCUUUGUAGAAUGAAAAUUAAUAAGACAAAAUGAAAAAAUCCACAGAUGAGCGUCGAACAAAAGAAAUGUAUACUAAACUCGUACAUAUAUAUAGUAUAUCGAAUAUGUAAAUUAUUUAGUAUCAGUGUGCGUGAGAAUGAUAUCAAUCUUACAUUACACGUUUUUGAAUGAUUGAUGAGGAAAAUCAUUGACCAUAUUUGUUCUGUGAACGUUUUAGGUCGAAAAAAUUCGAAAAAACAAAAUUAAAAACAGUUAUAAAAAAUAUUGACAAACCGUAUCACGAGGUAAAUUUAUCUUUUUUCACAAAAACGGUUUCGACUAAAAGUGCAAUCUCUCCCUACAUUCCCCCCACCCCCACGUCCCCCCUUAACUAAACGAACUCUCGAUUAAUUUCUAAUCAAAAGAGGAAAUUAGUGGAAUAACACUGAAUAAUUUGUGCAUACAGAAAAUUCAGUGGAAAUUAGUCCUAAAAAAAAAAUAUCUCGAACGGAUAAAUUACAUAAUCAUCGUGAUUCAUGUGCUGUCAUUCGUAUUUCCCUCCCCCUUUCAACUCCUCUCCCCUAUUUAUAGAUAAUUAACCUGUUGAUGUUAUUUUUAUUAUUUCUUUCCCACUCGAGUGUUUUUUACUUUCAUGUCCAUCUCUUACUUUUUUCCUAUAAUUUUCUUGUUAUUUUGUUGCGAACGAGUGUUCACUCGGCGUUGAACAUAAAGUCAACAGAAAUAUAGAGAAUGAAGAAUGGAGAAUGAGAGAUUUGUGACGGAAAUGAAAAGCAAAAUGGCGAAACGAACAAAAAUGUAGAAAAAUACUUAAGGCCGUUACCAAUGUUAUUAUUAUCUUUUCUAUUAUAAAUCAUUAAUUAUUACGAUUAUUGAUGAGUUGUGGAGAAAAAUUUAUGAUAAUGAUGAUAAUCUUCAUUUUUUUUUCUCUUAGUUAUCAAGAUAUUUCAUCGAUUGAAAUUUUCUGUAAUUAUUAUUACGAUUCAUUGAUGAUCAAUCUUGAGAGUACGUAGCCAAAAAAAAAAAUCAUGGAAAAUGGGGAAAAGUACUAUAAAUAAGCGAACAAAAGAAGGAAAGAUGAUCUUAUUGGUAGAUCGUGAGAAUUUUAUGUAUAUAUAUAUUCUUCUCCUUCUCUUUUUUAUAUUAAAAAAUAUCACAACAGCGAAGGUUCCUCCGAUGCUGUUUAAAUAAAUUAUUUUGUAACAUUACCAAUUCAAUGGUAAAUGUAGGCUUUAUUAUUUUAUUCAUUAUUAUUAUUAAUAUUAUUAUU